This is a messenger RNA of Microbotryum saponariae, 1932 nucleotides long. NCBI's taxonomy places the organism in Eukaryota, Fungi, Basidiomycota, Microbotryomycetes, Microbotryales, Microbotryaceae. The record is from the annotation of a GenBank genome assembly.
AUGUACCAUGGGCGUGCUCGAGCGCCUGCUGCUGGGCGCGCCGCUGUUCGACCCUCCUCUUCCGCCCACUCCGAUCAACAGUGUGGCCGCCCCCCGCGUAAUGACAACAACCCAACCGAUCUUGGUAUUGCGACACGUAUACGAGCCAGCCGUGCAGCUGUGCAGAACGGACAGCGUGGUCAGCGCGAUGGCCGACCCGACGCUGAACGCGCCCCCCACGCCUCACCACCACGUGCACCUCCUCCGAGUCCUGCUGCAUGUCAAGGCCAGCGGAAACCCCGCAGGGCUAUAAUCGCCCUUAAACCACUCAAGCCCCACGUUUUAAUCCGCGACUACCUUGGCCCCAAGACGACCGUGUGCACCCACUGCAAGGCUCGUCACUGGGAGUGCGAGAGGUCGAAGUCGAUCGGACACGUCAGCACAUGCUGGAGUCGCAGGGCAAGGUGCGGCUGCCUCCCCCUCCCCAGUCCAAUACCGGGUAUCGACAGCUACUUCAAGGCUCGGAUAGCGGUCAGUUGCUCCGUCCAACAAUACCCGUCUGCAGUAGACCCACAUACUGAACUGUGCGAUAAUUUCCCGCGCACGCAGAAGCCAAAGCAUUCCGCGAAAUCGCCAGGUCGUACAACGCGCUGUUUUUCAUUUUGCUGGCUGCUCACUUCGACCGGACACGAUUGGGCACUCUAGGACCCCCCGUGUUUCGCGUGUUCGGCCGCCUCUAUCAUCGACUCGGCGCCCUGAUCCCUGCCGUGAAGCAACGCCCAGCCUUUGGUCAGACCCGGCUCAUCGACCCGGCCGAGGCCACCAGCACUCGACUUGGACCCGACGGCGCAGACAGUCGCGUACAAAGUUCUACUUUGAUCAAGCUCGAGUCCGUGAUGCGUGCCGGCAAUCGCUCCGUGAGGAAAUUCGCCUCGGCCAAAUGGUGCGUCCUGCGUCUCUGCCUACCACCAGGCCGAGACCGACGUGCCCACAACCUUCCUACCUCGAGCACGGAGAUGGCAAUGCUUCUCUGCGAUACCGACACCAACAUGGGAGAUCGUGGACCGCAAGAGCUUAUUCUCCAGGUGCACAGUGAUCGAUGUUCCGAUGGUCGGCCCAAGUACCAAAUCGUUAGCUCGCUCCAUCCGUCUGCGAUGCCUCUCCGUUUCCCACUACUAUUUCCUGCAGGGGAAGAUGGCUUCCACCCCAACAUUGCUCUUUGCGGUUUCAACCAAGCUGGGACGCCAAUCCCCAGAAAUCGAGAGCAGAUCGAGAAUGGUGUCCAAUUGCGCGAGGUACUUGUCGGUCUCGGUCUGGACGAAGAAGACGAAGAGGAGGGCGAUGAGGAUGAAGACGGCGAAGAAGGGGACGACUAGAACGGUGAUGGUGAACGUGAGCGUCUUCAGCUCUUUCUCACAUGUUCCUUUCUGCUGAGACGCAAGCACAGAGCUGAUAUAGAAUGUGUAUACAUCUAGCAACAAGGUCAAGGAGGAGGGGUUGAGGUGGAUCAACCCGAGUCUCGCGAUCCCAAUUCUUUGCAUACUACUUGCACGAACGCGAUGACUACUUCUCAAUUCUGCAUGCCACCCCGCCUCUCUUCCUCGAGUACGUGAUCGACGGAUACUCCCAAGUCGAGACCGACCGACUCAACAAGAAAACCUGCGCCUCACCACGGCCCAAGGCAUCACCGACGCUGUUGCCAACGGCUUCACCCCGGAUCAAAUUGGAUGUUCGGUGAUGUUGGGCUCGACGUUCGAGAACAGCCCGCGCGAGAUCACGCAGCGUUACCAAGAUGCGAUGGCUUGCGUCGUCAAACAUGGAAAGCCUUCGCUAUUCAUCGCGGUGACGUGCAACCCCGAAUGGUUCGAGAUCAUGGCUGCACAGGGGCCGAACGACAAAGCAUGCAACCGUCCGGAUCUCAUUGCACGAGUGUUUGAAGCCAAAGUGAACUGA